Molecule: messenger RNA, 7170 nt
Organism: Zymoseptoria tritici IPO323
Lineage: Eukaryota; Fungi; Ascomycota; Dothideomycetes; Mycosphaerellales; Mycosphaerellaceae
Exons: 5
Coding region: 1-6921 (2306 amino acids)
Biological process (GO): fungal-type cell wall (1->3)-alpha-glucan biosynthetic process
Cellular component (GO): fungal-type cell wall
Molecular function (GO): alpha-1,3-glucan synthase activity
Source: RefSeq, a predicted model, not a curated record
AUGCACACUUCACUUCUACUGCGGCUAUCUUCGCUUCUGGCUUUGGCGACAGCAUCCUUUUAUGAUCCAGCCGAGAUCGAGUGGAAUCUCAACGUCAACCAGAAUGCCGCCACACCGCUCGAAUACACCACUCCCGACUGGCCUGCGGGACAUGAACACCAAGCAAGCCCCAAAAAUUGGCGAUUCCCGUUCUACAGCUUCUUCCUCGACAGAUUCGUCAACGGCGAUCCAACCAACGACAAUGCCAAUGGUACCAACUGGGAGCAAGAUCCCAAGCAAACACAACUUCGUCACGGCGGCGACAUAAAAGGCUUACAGGACUCGCUCGAUUAUCUUCAUGGCAUGGGAAUCCGCGGAAUCUACCUUGUCGGCAGCGCGAUGAUCAAUAAGCCAUGGGAGUCUGACGGCUUCAGCCCUUACGAUCACACAAUUCUCGACCACCAUCUGGGCAACAUCGAAGACUGGCGCGCUGGGAUCAAAGCUGUUCACGACAAGGGUAUGUAUGUGGUCAUGGACAAUACAAUGGCUACCAUGGCGAAUCUUUUUGGAUUUGAGGGAUCCUUCAACAGCAGUACCGACUUCUCCUUCACCGAGCACAAUAUGGAGUACAUUUCAAAGGUCACAUACCGCGACUUCGAAGUUUCAAACAACUUCCAAGAAGUGUGUCCGUACGACUACCCACGCUUCUGGGAUCAGGGCGGACACCAAAUCCUCGACAAUAACACACGGGAGAUGGUCGGAUGUAUGGACAGCGACUUCAAUCAAUUUGGCGACGUUGGAGCUUUCGGCGUCUACCCUGAAUGGCAAAAACAGCUCUCAAAGUUCAACGGCGUUCAGGAUCGACUGAGGGAGUGGAAACCUUCGGUGCUGGACAAGAUCAACCACUUUUCUUGCAUGAUGAUUAAGGGAUUGGAUAUUGAUGGCUUCAGAAUCGACAAGGCCAUGCAAGUCACCGUUGAUGCUCAGGGGCGUUGGUCUCACUUCCAGAGAGAAUGCGCCGCAUCUGUCGGCAAGGACAACUUCUUCAUCCCUGGCGAAAUCGUGAACGGAAACGCUGACGCUGCCAUCUACCUGGGUCGAGGCAAAGAGCCAGGCAUGAUGGUUUUCAAUAAAACCAAAGCGAUGACCUCGAACGACACGGAAUACAUCCGCGAAGAAGGUCAGCAGGCUCUGGACGCAGGCGCUUUCCACUACUCCACCUACAGAGCUCUCAUGCGAUUCCUUGGUCUCGAUGGAAAUCUUCUCGCGGCCAGCGACACUCUUGUCAAUUUUCCCUCUCAAUGGGAAACAAUGGUCCGCACCAACGAUCUCAACAAUGCGUACACAGGCAAAUUUGACCCACGGCAUAUGUAUGGCGUCUCGAACCACGAUGUUCUGCGAUGGCCUGGUCUUACAAACGGAACAGAGCGACAACUGCUCGGAGACUUCAUCAUCUCACUGGUCAUGCCCGGUAUUCCGAUGGUCAGCUGGGGUGAAGAGCAGGCCUUUUACGUGCUCGACAACACUGCAAGCAACUACAUUUUCGGUCGGCAACCAAUGUCGUCCGCUCAGGCCUGGCAAAUGCACGGCUGCUACAAAGUCGGCAACAUCAAUCUGAACGAGUGGCCAAUCAACAGCUCUCUCACGGGGUGUCAGGACGAUGGCGUCAGCAAAGAUCACAGGGAUUCAUCGCACCCGGUUUACAACGUCUUGAAGCACAUGUUCCAGCUGCGUGAAAGAUACCCGGUCCUCAAUGAUGGCUGGCACAUGGAGCAGCUUUCCAACCAAACUUUCAACUACACGCUGCCAGGAUCAUUCGGCGUGCCCACCGAGACCGGUCUCUGGAGCGUCUACCGCGGAAGGGAAGAAGACAUCCAGGACUUUGAAGGCGAAGGCGCUUUCGGCAAUCAGGGCGUGUGGCUGCUCUACUCAAACUACAACGGGUCGCGAACUUACGAAUCCGAUUGCAAGGGUGAAGACGCCAUCAUCGCUCCCUUUGACGAAGGCACCACGGUGAAGAAUCUUUUCUACCCAUUCGACGAGUGGACACUGGAAACUUCCAAUCGUAGUCUGGGUUUUGAAGGAUCAACGGAGUUGAACGGUUGUGUCUCGAAGAUGAACAUGUCCAUGUACGGCUGGAAGGCAUUUGUGCCCGUGGACAAGUGGAUGACUCCGAUUCCACUGAUCACUGGAUUCUCGCCCGGCCACGAUGCACGCAUUAUCUCCGACUCACCUGAAGACGAAGCUUCCUCUGUCGAGGUCGAAUUCCGCUUCUCCGAGGAAAUGGACUGCGACUCGGUCAAGAACUCCAUCACGAUCGACUCAACGACUGCGGAUGGCCAACAGGCAUCUCUUGACGGCGAUUCCGCGAAUUGCCUGAGCAUCGAUCCACAGUUCGAGUCAUACUACGACGGAACAGCUCCGUCGACCUGGCGUGCACGAUUCACACUUACCAAUGUGUACGACGGUGUCCACAUGUUGAACCUGAACAACGCCACCAGCAAGAAUCAAAACAUGUCGACCGGUUCGAAUGAUCACUUCAUGUUCCGAAUCGGCCAGCCUGAGAAUCCCAUGAUAUUCCCGAUGACUGCUAACUUCAGCUCAUCUUUGCUUUACAAGGAGGACACUACCGCAAGGAAGGUCAAGCGUGAUGCGUCAAUCACAAGCUCUGGAUUUAUGAUCAACCACAAAGCUCCGGGCGCGGACAAGUGGCGCUUUUCCAUGUCCUUCGGUGGAACUUGGUCCGACUGGUUGGACUACACUCCUGGCAACGUUUCUCUUCCUUCGCAAACAUGGCGAGGCUCGAACAUUCAGAAAUGGACCGGAGACCACGUUCAAGUUCAGUACUGGUCCAAGCUCACUGGCAGCAGCGACCAUUUCAUGGAAGGCGACCUAGUUGGCACAAACGACAUUCCAAGGCGCUUCCCUCACCUUUUCGUCCACGGGUCUUUCAAUCAAUAUGGCUAUGACUCUGGAAUCCCGAAUAAGAUGUCUCAGCUCGACAACGGUACAUGGACAUACGACUUUUUAACGGAGUGGCCUUCGCAGUUUCAACUCAACGUUUGGGGCAUGGCGGCCGACGGCAGCCCAGAUGUCAGCUACGCGAUGGGAGACGUCGACAAUGACACGGUCUUGGAUCGUAUCUCUCCGGUCUCACUUCAGCAGUGUGUCACGAACAUCACCGAUCAUGGUCCCGGUGCACCUCAUCUUGCCUGGCGAAUUCUGUUCAACGAUGCCGACUUCAGAUACUACCUUGUGCCGGUCGGUAACAGAUAUGUUCAACUGACGCUCUGGAUAUUGCUCGGCAUUAUUCCGAUCAUCUCGGCUAUCGUGGGAGUAUGGGCAUACGUGCACUUCUUCUAUGGAGUCAAGUUCAACAAGAUUGUCGUGCGCGCUCCAUUCUCUGCCGAGACAGCCAUGGGUUCUACCGAACGCCGCACUGUACUCAUCGGCACCAUGGAGUACGACAUCAGUGAUUGGAACAUCAAAAUCAAGAUUGGGGGUCUCGGUGUGAUGGCUCAGUUGAUGGGCAAGAACCUGCAACAUCAAGACCUCAUCUGGGUCGUGCCUUGCGCUGGUGGCAUUGAAUACCCAGUCGAUACCCCUGGACUCCCAAUCGAGGUCACCAUCCUUGGACGAGUUUACGAAGUUCAAGUUCAGUACCACAAACUCGACAAUAUCACCUACAUGCUACUUGAUGCUCCGGUCUUCCGCAGACAAACCGCCAAAGAGCCAUACCCAGCCCGUAUGGACGACUUGGACAGUGCCAUCUACUACUCCGCCUGGAAUCAAUGCUUGGCAGAGGCCAUGCGACGCUUCCCCAUCGAUCUUUACCACAUCAACGACUAUCAUGGCACCGUGGCGCCGCUGUACCUGCUUCCCAAGACAAUUCCUUGCUGCCUUUCUCUCCACAAUGCCGAAUUCCAGGGCCUUUGGCCCAUGAGAGAUCCUCGAGAGGUCGAAGAGAUCUGCUCCGUGUUCAACCUGUCCAAGAAAGUCGUCCAACGCUACGUUCAAUUCGGAGAAGUUUACAACUUACUACACGCCGGAGCCAGCAUUCUUCGUGUCCACCAAAAGGGAUUCGGUGCCGUCGGCGUCAGCAAGAAGUACGGCAAACGCUCCUGGGCACGAUACCCGAUUUUCUGGGGACUGAAGAAGAUCGGCUCCCUUCCAAACCCGGACCCUUCUGACGUUGCCGAAUGGGACAAGAAGCUGUCCGAUCCAGACGAUGUCCACGUUGAUGCGGCUUUCGAGGCCUCUCGUACCGAGCUGAAGCGCCAGGCGCAGGAGUGGGCUGGCUUGGAGCAACGCGCCGAUGCCGAUCUAUUCGUCUUCGUCGGACGAUGGUCUAUGCAGAAGGGCAUUGAUCUCAUCGCUGAUGUCUUCCCGGCUGUCCUGGAGCAGUAUCCGAAGACCCAACUGCUGUGCGUUGGUCCCGUGAUCGACCUGUACGGCAAGUUUGCGGCGCUGAAGCUUGACAAGAUGAUGCAAAAAUAUCCGGGACGAGUGUAUUCCAAGCCAGAAUUCACGGCUCUCCCACCGUUCAUCUUCAGCGGCGCAGAGUUUGCUUGCAUACCCAGCAGAGAUGAGCCCUUCGGAUUGGUGGCUGUCGAGUUUGGUCGUAAAGGCGCUCUUGGUGUCGGAGCUCGCGUCGGUGGCCUUGGACAGAUGCCCGGCUGGUGGUACACCAUCGAAUCUUCGACCACGAAGCAUCAGAUGCAUCAAUUCAAGAUGGCAAUCGCCGCUGCAUUGAAAUCAGAUUAUGCGACUCGUUCAAUCAUGAGAGCACGAUCGGCCAAACAACGCUUCCCCGUCGCGCAGUGGAAAGAGGACCUUGAAAUCCUGCAAAGCAACUCGAUUAGAAUUCACAAGAAGCGCAUGGAAUAUAUCAAUGCCAAACGCCAAGGCAUCGAGGACAGAGGUGGCACAUCUAGUGGAUGGAACACGCCAGGCUGGAUGACUCCAAGAAGCGGCUGGGCCACUCCCAUUGGGAGCCGGCCGAACACGAGACCCUCCUCACCCAAUCGCUCUGGCACUGCGACACCGUCAAAUCAAGGCGGCGCCUUGUCACUGGGUAUCCGGCUGGGACCAGGUCAUAUGCUGGACAGCAAUGCCUCGGCAGACAGUUCGACCGUCACGCGGGAUAACUCAUCUGAAGGCUCGGAGCCGUUAACACGGCGCAACAGCGUUGAGCAGGAAGAGUACAUCACAGCUGAAGCUGCAGAGGAAUUCAGGCGCCGCUCUCAGAUUGUCGUUCUUCCCAAGCAGUCCUGGAACCUUCACACCGACCUCCGGCGCCGGCUUCCCCUUCUUGAAUCAGCAAUACGAGCCCCCUCGAAGUGUCAACCGCAAGAGCUGACACCAUUCUUCACCGACCCGACUGGCCUGUAUUACAAGACAUUCGACAAGAAGCUGGACGCUCUGAACGGCAAGAACUCCGAAACUCAGCUUUGUAUCGAAGAAUACCUGGAGAAGUCAGAGAAGCAGUGGUUCGGCCGUUUGCACGAGGCCAAGAUGAGUCGGAAUACCACACCCGUCGCUUCUCGAGCAACGACUCCUGCGGGAUCCAUCUUUGAAGGUGACGAUGGCGAGGAGUCUACCGCACAAUUUCUAUUGCCCGACAACUACACGCCACCCUCUGGAAUUCGCCGAAUUCUGAUGUACAAGCUCGGCGAUUGGCCGGUAUAUGCACUUCUUCUCGCGUUGGGUCAGAUCCUGGCGGCCAACUCCUACCAGAUCACUCUUCUCACCGGACAGGUCGGUCAAACCGCUGGCCAGCUGUACGCAAUUGCCUCCAUCUACUUUGCAACGACACUCAUCUGGUGGUUCCUCUUCCGUCGCUUCCCAGCCGUCUGGUGUAUGAGUCUUCCGUGGUUCUUCUACGGCUCAGCGUUUUUCCUCAUCGCAUUUGCACCUUUCGGCACGAGAUUCGGCACCAAGUGGGUGCAGUACGUCGGCACUGGCUGCUACGCUGUUGCAUCCUCGUCCGGCUCGCUCUUCUUCGCGCAGAACUUUGGUUCACUCGGGGCAGCACCCGUCAAGGACUGGGCUUUCCGUGCUUGCGCUAUUCAAGGAACCCAGCAGCUGUACGUCGUCGGUAUGUGGGCUUGGGGAAACAAGCUCACAGUCGGCACCGCCAAAGGCCAGUCUGUCGACUAUGGCUACACUAUGACUGCCGUCGGUGUGCCAAUCGCCAUCUUCCUGUGGACAAUCGGCCUGGUCUUGUUCUUCGGUCUGCCAGACUUCUACCGCCAAAAGCCAGGUGCAGUGCCGGACUUUUACACCUCCGUCUUCCGACGUAAGAUCAUCGUCUGGUUCUUGGUCGCCACUUUCAUUCAGAACGUAUUCUUGUCCGCGCCAUAUGGUCGGAAUUGGUCGUACCUCUGGGCUUCCAAGCAUGCGCCUGCCUGGGUGAUCGUCGUCAUGCUGCUCGUGUUCUUCAUCAUCAUAUGGGCUGCAGUUCUGUUCUACUUCGGGCAUUUGUCUACUACUCACAGCUGGAUUCUCCCGAUCUUCGCCAUCGGUCUCGGCGCACCACGAUGGUGUCAAAUCCUCUGGUCGUGCUCAAAUAUUGGCCAGUAUCUUCCGUGGGCAGGCAGUCCAGUCGCAUCUGCCAUUUUGGGAAGAGGAUUAUGGUUGUGGCUCGGUGUUCUGGACUCUAUUCAAGGAAUCGGAUUCGGCAUGAUCAUCCUCCAAACCAUGGCGAGGUUCCACUGCUCGUUCGCCUUGAUGGCCGGGCAAUGUAUCGGUGCUAUUGCUACAAUUAUCGGCAGAGCAGAUGGUCUCAACAGUACUGGACCGGGUCCUACGUUUCCCAGCUUCGCGACAGACAUCACGGGCGGUCUUUCCGAGCCAUGGUUCUGGAUCUGCCUUCUAUUCCAGCUUGGAAUUUGCGUGGGAUACUUCACUUUCUUCCGCAAGGAGCAGCUUACGAAGCCUUGAGCAAGUACGAGAUGAUGAGUGGAUGCUGAGCAGAAAGUUGUCAGCAUGAUGAUCGAGAGGAGCAGGAAUGGAUAUGUGAUGGAAAAUGUGUUUGACUCGGCGUUGAAUUUCGGGAAACAAGAGACAGCAAGGAGAGACAGACACGGACUGACCAGCAUGCAUAACAGACUUCCUUUCUUAUAGAUGAUAGAUGUGUAGAUUUAAUUGGGGCUCGAAGUGCUCGAGUCUCGGAAUGGAUGAUUUGACUUG